GAGAGAGAGAGCCGAAGAAAAGAGCGAUAAUGAUUAUUGCUGUUUACCACACAAACACGCAUGCAGCCUGUGCAGUUUGUGCGCCAAGGACACGCGAGGCAUAGCCAGCAACUCAGCGAGUCAUGCGUGCUGCUCGCGUGACAAGGGGUGGCUGGCACCGCGCGAGGGUGCCUCCGCCACCGGCCAUUCAGCCCCGCGGUCUUGAUGCCUGCGCACCAGGACAGGUUGAAUUCUGUCCACACUCAGGUUGCCAAGGGACGCGAGGCCCUGUGCUCGUCGCUGUCUGCCCACUGCUGCUGAGGCCAGGAAGAGGAAUCAGAGACUCUUGGCAGAGUUGGAACAUAAGCAGGCAGUGCUGCACUCGCUAAAGGCUUACUUCCCUGCGCACGAGGUGCUGAAGCGCCUUGUGGCAGACCUAUGAUGUCCUACGGUCCCCCCGUCGACCUCUCCUUCCACCACUGCUCCCUGGACAAGAUCCUGAGCAAGGAGCCGCGCCAGGGUGCACUGCCGGUGGUCAGGUCGGAGUUUGGCGGCCUCAUGAGCGCUUCUCUGCGCCUCAGCAACAACCGCAUCCAAAACCUGAACCUACUGCCGGCGGUGGCGUGCAGGUUCCUCGAGUACCCAGAGGCUCUUGCCUGGCUCGACCUAAGCUGUAACAUGCUGACCGACAACCCUGCUGAACUGCGAUUCUUUCCAGGACUCCGACUCUUGUACCUUCACGGAAACCGGCUGACUGACUUGCAAGGCCUACUGGCAGUACUGAGAGACCUUCCAAACCUCUACGGUCUGACACUCUUUGGCAACCGGCUGCCUGAGAAGUACAGGUCAGCCGUGCUGCGGGCCUUGCCCCACCUCAAGUCCCUGGAUUUUUGCAACGUGAGUUUGGCAGACAGGCAAAGAGCAUUUCACGCUGAAUGGCACUGAACGGCCGCGUUUAUUCAUGUUUUGGUCACAACUAUUCAACAUCUUGUCGCGUCCCUUGCAGGGCAAGGGAGCGCUUUGGAAUAUAAAUGUACAUACAGUUGGGUUGUUUGGAAAGUUACUUGAAAAAACUGUUUUGAGCUGCAGUUUUUUUCAGAGCCACGGCAAGGAAGAUGCCCAGCUCUGGAGAUUUGUAAUCGCAUUUUGCAGCGAAAUGUCUCGUUACAGAAAACUUUUCAAAUCCGCACAUCUAAUAAUAAAAUUAAAACUUGAUAGCAACCACA
This is a messenger RNA of Cloeon dipterum, 1205 nucleotides long. Its product is annotated as leucine-rich repeat-containing protein 51-like. The transcript has 4 exons. Lineage: Eukaryota; Metazoa; Arthropoda; Insecta; Ephemeroptera; Baetidae. The record is from RefSeq and is a predicted model, not a curated record. Gene Ontology annotation, molecular function: protein binding. Bases 418 to 924 code for a protein of 168 amino acids.